This is a messenger RNA of Pyrgilauda ruficollis (rufous-necked snowfinch), 867 nucleotides long. RefSeq names its product protein scribble homolog. The transcript is spliced from 7 exons. Lineage: Eukaryota; Metazoa; Chordata; Aves; Passeriformes; Passeridae. Bases 1 to 867 code for a protein of 288 amino acids. Gene Ontology annotation, molecular function: protein binding. The record is from RefSeq and is a predicted model, not a curated record.
AUGCUGAAGGACUCUAUUAAGUGGCUUCCCAAGUCUCCUAAACUGUACAGUGGCCAUAACUGGAGCUCCCAGGGCUCUCGCUGGGCCUCAUUGAAAGGGAAGGAAAGUUUUCGUGGUGGCAACCUGUACAAAUUCAGCUCUGCUAAUGGAAAAUGGAUAGAAGGAAGGAUCAGUCCUGAGCAAGAAGCAGAGGAACUCGAGGAUCCUGAUGAUGAACCUAUUUCCAAGUUUUCCGGCAGCCUUUUUGAUAGCAGUGAAAGCAUGCGAGAUCAAAGAAAUACCAGAACAACGCUUCAAGAAAGGCACAAGUUGGCAAUGAAAGGGAAGACUCUUGCAGGAUCUAAGCCCAGGGUGCAGCCACCUGUGUCGGCAGCAGGCAGCUUCCCCAGCGAGAGCGGCCGGCCCGCGGAGGAGCUGCUGGUGCUGGAUGCGCCGCAGCCCCCGCUGAAGGUAACCAUUACUGUGUGCAGCCAAAUGGGGAGUCUUGGUAUUAGCAUUGCUGGUGGAAAGGGCUCAUCUUCAUGUAAAGAAAGCAAUGAGGGGAUCCUGAUUGCACGGCUGCCAAAAGAUGGUCCAGCAGACUUGGCUGGUGUACAAGCAGGAGACAGAGUGGCUGAGGCAACCUUUGUUUCAGAAUCUGCUGCUCUUGAUGCUGGUCCUAAUGAAGCUUCCCCCAAGGGCAGCCCCUCCCCGACAGUCAACCAUGUCAUAACAAUACCCCGGAUAAUCCUCACACGCCCUUCCACUUCUGAUGAAGAUGCCGACCAGUUGCCCCCAGACCCUGAGGACUUUGAGCCCGAGGAGCCUGACAGCGCAGAAGGCCAUGCCUAUUCAGACUGUCUGAGCAGUGCUUUUUAUCCUCCCUAA